CAGAACUAUCGCUAACAUGUCUAUUAUGUCCUAUAACGGUGGGGCCAUCAUGGCCAUGAGAGGGAAGGAUUGCGUGGCCAUCGCUGCAGACCGGCGCUUCGGGGUACAGGCACAGAUGGUAACCACAGACUUUCAGAAGAUCUUCCCUAUGGGGGACCGGCUGUACAUCGGAUUGGCUGGCCUGGCUACAGAUGUGCAGACUGUGUCCCAGCGCUUGAAGUUCCGACUCAACCUCUAUGAGCUGAAGGAAGGACGUCAGAUUAAGCCCAAGACGUUCAUGAGCAUGGUGGCUAAUCUGUUAUAUGAGAGAAGGUUUGGCCCUUACUACAUAGAACCUGUCAUUGCUGGCUUGGACCCCAAAACCUUCAAGCCCUUCAUUUGUUCCCUGGAUCUGAUUGGAUGCCCCAUGGAGACGGAAGACUUUGUGGUGAGCGGAACCUGCUCUGAGCAGAUGUACGGAAUGUGCGAGUCCCUGUGGGAACCAGACAUGGAGCCUGAGGACUUAUUUGAGACAAUCUCACAAGCCAUGCUCAAUGCUGUGGACAGAGAUGCAGUGUCUGGGAUGGGAGUCGUCGUACAUGUGAUAGAAAAAGAUAAAAUAACCACGCGGACACUGAAGGCACGUAUGGAUUAACUCUCUGCUUGCCCCGGAUUCUGCCUCUGAUUAAUGUUGUUUGCUUUUUUUUUUUCUUUUUUUUAAUUAAAAAAAACAACUAAAUAUCUUCUCCAAA
Molecule: messenger RNA, 731 nt
Organism: Xenopus tropicalis (tropical clawed frog)
Lineage: Eukaryota; Metazoa; Chordata; Amphibia; Anura; Pipidae
Gene: psmb3
Product: proteasome subunit beta 3
Exons: 6
Coding region: 17-634 (205 amino acids)
Biological process (GO): protein catabolic process; proteasome-mediated ubiquitin-dependent protein catabolic process
Cellular component (GO): proteasome core complex, beta-subunit complex; proteasome core complex; cytoplasm
Source: RefSeq, marked provisional